Messenger RNA from Fusarium venenatum, 189 nucleotides. The record is from RefSeq and is a predicted model, not a curated record. NCBI's taxonomy places the organism in Eukaryota, Fungi, Ascomycota, Sordariomycetes, Hypocreales, Nectriaceae.
AUGAUGAACAUUACAAUAUCGGCCGCCUUUGGUUUACGGCACGAUCAACAGCCUCGCGAUGAUCCACCUCUGUCCAAGUACAGAGUAGUAACCGCCAACACACCCGUCGCCAAAGGAUGGCAGCUGGGGCCUCUGGGUCGGGAUAAAGUCAAAUGCCUCGUCCGUCUUGCCGGCUCGACUCGGUCCUAA